AUGUCCGGCUCCAACUACGUCAUUUUCGGCAAGGUCUUCAAGCCCCACCAGCUCGCCAUUGCCACCCUUGUCACCCUGACUGGCGGUAUCCUUGUUGCCUCCAGCGGCAAGAAGGCUGCUCCUGCCACUCCCGCCAUCCAGGCCGAGAGCCCCCAGGAGGCCGACUUCAUCACUGAGUUCCUCAAGAGCGCCGAAGCCGAGGAGAAGAAAUAA
Magnusiomyces paraingens is the source of this 213-nucleotide messenger RNA. RefSeq lists its product as uncharacterized. Lineage: Eukaryota; Fungi; Ascomycota; Dipodascomycetes; Dipodascales; Dipodascaceae. Gene Ontology annotation, biological process: proton motive force-driven ATP synthesis. The record is from RefSeq and is a predicted model, not a curated record. Bases 1 to 213 code for a protein of 70 amino acids. The transcript is spliced from 3 exons.